This is a messenger RNA of Penicillium cosmopolitanum, 456 nucleotides long. RefSeq names its product SIMPL domain-containing protein. The record is from RefSeq and is a predicted model, not a curated record. The coding region runs from base 1 to 456 and encodes 151 amino acids. The transcript has a single exon. Lineage: Eukaryota; Fungi; Ascomycota; Eurotiomycetes; Eurotiales; Aspergillaceae.
AUGUCCUUUAGCAUCGUCUUUCGCGAUAUAAGAAAACUCAGCGAGGUCGUUGGCCAGCUUCUGACUUAUUCCAAUGUGGAAAUCUCCUCCAUCGAUUGGAGUUUGAGCGAGGCCACUCAGAAAGCCCUGGGCUCACAAGUUCGCAGGGAGGUCAUUCAUGAUGCAGUCACUAAGGCAAAUGAUUAUGCCGCUGAGGUUGGACGAGAAGUAUACGCGGUGGAUAUCAUGGAUGGAGGGCAGAACGCUACCAUGCAACAUGCACCGGUAGGGAGAUCUCUUUUUGGUUCUGCUCCAGCACCAUCUGGUGGAGGUCUUUUUGGCGGUGGUGCUACUGUUGGAUUUGGAGCCACUACUCCUCAGGCCUCUCAGUCAUCUGAGAUGCUGAGCCUAAGUCCCCAAAAUAUCAAAUUUACGAGCUCGGUGCACAUUGAAUUUCAGUCGUACCCGGAAAAGUAA